UCGUCGCCGACAUCGCACGUUACAAUCUAAUUUCUUUAGCCGCGAUAAACAGCAAUAAAGCUAUGUUCACUCUUUUUAUGAUCUCCAUAAAGUUGAAAAUUCAAAAAAUAUGCUUGAUUUUAAAGCCGAGUGAUUCGUAAAUGGCGGAAUUAUCUUCGCGGUUUAUAAUGCUAUAAACAAAUGGAUACUACAAUGUUGAUCAAAGGGGCGCAAAGUCGCGUUGACAGGGGUGGUUGUCCCAAAAAUCAAUGACUGAGUAUCAGGAGGAGGACGAGAGUUGAAAAUGGCUAAUGAAACCGACCUCUAUUGUGUGCCGGGAGCCACAAAUUUCAAUAAGGCAUACAGGCGUCUUCACGGGUAUUUAGCCAUCGUUAUCUGCAUCGUCGGUUCCGCUACAAAUUCUAUCAACAUCACAGUUCUUAGUCGGCGGGAAAUGGCCAGCCCCACAAACUCGAUUCUCACCGGGCUGGCAGUGGCCGAUCUCUUAGUUAUGUUGGAGUACAUACCGUACGUGUUGCACAUGAAUAUUAAAAUUGGACCGCAAGUGAAUAAAAACACAUACGCUUGGGCCGUGUUUGUGUAUUUUCAUUCGAUAUUCAGUCAAACAUUUCAUACGAUAUCAAUUUGGUUGGCCGUAACACUUGCAGUGUGGAGGUACGUUGCCAUUGCGUUUCCCCAAAAAAAUAGAACGUGGUGCAGCAAACGAAACACUUCAAUAGCAAUAGUGAGUGCAUAUGUCAUGUGUCCUUUUCUGUGUCUUCCAAUUUAUUUUGCAAUGAACAUAGUGCCUAGUGAAGUGACUCCACAAAAUAAUUCAGAGUUCGCACAGGAUUUAUCUUUGCCGCAAAAUCGGACCGUUUACGUGUUAGAAAUGUCGAAGAAUAAAGAACUCGUGACUGCUAUCAUGUGGAUUUAUAGUGUCAUAUUAAAACUUGUUCCAAGUAUUGCGUUGUCGAUACUUAGUACGUGUUUGAUAUCAAAGUUAACCACCACAGAAAGGAGGAGACAGAAGUUGCUGAAGCGUUCCACUGUUGGGCCCAACGAGCCCGAAAAGCAAUGUCUAGCUGAAGAUUCAAGCGCAGCACGUAGAUCGAGCAGGACGGACAGGACGACCAGAAUGUUGCUGGCUGUUCUGGGUCUUUUUCUGUCUACCGAGGUGCCCCAGGGAUUGCUGGGACUGGCGAGCGCGUUAGCACCAGACUUCUUUAAGAGCUGUUACAGCAUGUUUGGUGAUUUAAUGGACGUUCUGGCGCUUUUCACGUCGUCGGUGAAUUUCGUGCUUUACUGCAGCAUGAGUCGGCAGUUCAGAUGCACCUUUGCGAGGCUGGCGCGCCGGAUGCUAUCCGGGACGGAAGAAUCUACGAAAUUCGUUGCCAAACAAGAGCCAACUACACAGGUAUUAUACGACAGGUCACCGGUCCCCUAUAGCGACAGAUCCCCGCCCUCGUCAGGGUGGUGGAGGAGAGUAUUAUAUAAUUUUACAGGUUCUGGCGCCGAAAGAGACUUAUGAUUUUACCUUAAAAUAUAUAGUCAUGAUUUUUUUACAUAUCUAUAUUAUUAAAAGGUCAUUGGUAUACUUAAAUUAUUAUACAUACACUUAAUAUUAUCAUCAUAGGGUACUUGUACAUAAAUACACAUAUUUAAUAUUGUUUACUAUAAGAUAAUACUUGUUCUAAUUUUUGUAUCUAGAAAUAAGUUCAUAUAUUAGUUUUUGCGUCUAUUGAGCCAUGACGCAAGAACUAAUUGUAUUAUAAGGCUUAUUUAUCGAGUCAUAGAAUAAGUCCUUACGAUUGUUGUUUUAAUAUUAUUAUUGUAUAUUUUAGGGUCCAAACUAAUUCGUAGUACCUACCUAUUUUGUAGAGAAUUAUUGACGUACAUAAAAUAACUUUAGUACGAAGUAAGAGCCCCUUAGUCAAUUUUUAUCUUUAAAUAUUUAUUUUUGUAUACUUUGUAAUUGUAAGUACAAUAAUAUAAGUGUAUUUGAAAUGUAUCUUCGUUCUUUGUGCAUAGAUUUUACAUUAUGAUACCUAAACGUAAAUUGACAAAUAAGGCUUUUGUCGGUUCACAUUAAUCAUUACCUAUGCCGUAAAAUUAAAAUGUUUUACACGAUUUGUUGUGGAUCAAUAAAUAAUUAAAUGAAAUA
Molecule: messenger RNA, 2143 nt
Organism: Colias croceus (clouded yellow)
Lineage: Eukaryota; Metazoa; Arthropoda; Insecta; Lepidoptera; Pieridae
Gene: NGR-A13
Product: G-protein coupled receptor dmsr-1-like
Exons: 6
Coding region: 284-1510 (408 amino acids)
Biological process (GO): G protein-coupled receptor signaling pathway
Cellular component (GO): membrane
Molecular function (GO): G protein-coupled peptide receptor activity
Source: RefSeq, a predicted model, not a curated record